This is a messenger RNA of Vanessa tameamea, 2732 nucleotides long. It is a transcript of the gene Keap1, whose product is annotated as kelch-like ECH-associated protein 1B. The transcript has 13 exons. NCBI's taxonomy places the organism in Eukaryota, Metazoa, Arthropoda, Insecta, Lepidoptera, Nymphalidae. The record is from RefSeq and is a predicted model, not a curated record. Gene Ontology annotation, molecular function: protein binding. The coding region runs from base 320 to 2197 and encodes 625 amino acids.
GUCAUAGUGAUAUCGUAGCUACCUUGUAGCUACGUUUUAGUCAUCUGUGGUGAUAGGGAAUAGGAAUUAUAUGAGCAUAAUUGCAUUUUUAAUUAUAAUUUGAUAUACAUAUACAAAAAAAACAUCACCUAGCAUAUACGGAUAUUCCGAAUAGUUACUAAUAAGAUAUUAUAGUUUGUGUUUAUUCAGAACCAAUUUAAUUUUAUUAAUUGUGAACUGUGAAAUAAAAAAGAUAAAAAGUUUUACAAAGGAUGGUAAAACAUAGUCGUGCCUACAUCUACUUUUGAUUAAGUAUAACCUUUCAUAUAAAGAAGAAACGAUGGAGACGGAAGAUGACGUCGGACGCAACCUAUUGGGCGACAUGCCACCGAUAAACUCUGAUCUGUUUGAGGGACCCUAUGGUGGCAGCAACGAUAUUGGAGAUAUGACAUUUUGUCUCGGAAAUUACGUACCUGACUUUAUGAAGAUGUUGUUUACAAUGAGAUCGCAUCAUAUGCUGACUGAUGUUGUCUUAGAAGUGGGAAACGAAUUGUUUCAUGUCCACAAAGUCGUUUUAGCCGCUGGAAGUCCAUAUUUUAAGGCAAUGUUUACAAGUGGGUUGAAAGAAUGCGAGAUGUCUCGCGUUCGUCUGCAGGGCGUGUGCCCCUCGGCCAUGGCUUGGCUCGUCUACUUCAUGUACACGGGGAAAGUGCGCAUCACGGAGGUCACGGUGUGCCAACUCCUGCCCGCCGCUACCAUGUUCCAGAUAUCGAACGUAAUAGAUGCGUGCUGCGCGUUUCUCGAGAGGCAGUUGGACCCCUCCAACGCCAUCGGGAUCGCCAACUUCGCGGAGCAGCACGGCUGCGCGGAACUCAAGCAGAAAGCGAACCAGUUCAUUGAAAGACAUUUUACACAAGUUUGCCAAGAGGAAGAGUUUCUACAGUUGACGGCUCAGGAAUUAAUAUGUUUGAUACGGAAAGACGAGCUCAACGUGAGAGAAGAGAGAGAAGUCUACAACGCCGUGUUAAGUUGGGUUAAAUUCGACGAGGAUCGUCGGUACCCGCGCAUGGAGCAUAUCCUGCAAGCCGUGCGUUGCCAAUAUCUCACACCUAGCUUCCUGAAGGAGCAGAUGAGUACGUGCUCCGUACUCAAGAAAGUACCCGCCUGCAGGGAGUACCUCGCCAAAAUAUUUAAGGAUCUGACACUUCACAAAAAGCCAGUAGUGAAAGAGCGUCGACCCAACACGCCGCGCAUCAUCUACGUGGCGGGCGGUUACUUCCGGCAUUCCAUUGACGUGUUCGAAGCGUUCAACAUUGAUGACAACUGCUGGAUAUCGCUGCCCAGGCUCACCGUGCCUCGGUCUGGCCUAGGAGCUGCUUUCCUUAAGGGCCUGUUCUACGCGGUGGGGGGGCGCAACACGUCGCCGGGCUCGUCGUACGACAGCGACUGGGUGGACGUGUACAGCCCCGCGGGCGAGCACUGGCGCCCCUGCAGCCCCAUGGCCACGCCCCGACAUCGCGUCGGUGUGGCGGUGAUGGACGGGCUGCUGUACGCGGUCGGCGGCUCCGCCGGCACGGAAUAUCACAAGACUGUCGAGUGUUACGAUCCUGAGAAGGACGCUUGGGCGUAUGUGGCAUCGAUGGGUCGCGCGAGACUGGGCGUGGGCGUGGCCGUGGUUAACCGUCUGCUGUACGCGGUGGGGGGCUUCGACGGCGCACGACGGACCAAUUCUGUCGAGUGCUACCAUCCCGAGAACAACUGCUGGUCUGAGGUCGCCCCCAUGCAUUAUGCGAGGAGCGGCGCAGGCGUCGCGGCGCUAAACCAGUACAUCUACGUCGUGGGCGGCUACGACGGCGCGGCGCAGCUGGCCACGGUGGAGCGCUACGACACGGAGCACAACACGUGGGAGGAGGUGGCGCCCGUGCGCGCCGCGCGCUCCGCGCUGUCGCUGGCCGUGCUGGACGGGAAGCUCUACGCCAUGGGCGGCUACGACGGCACGGCCUUCCUGGACGUGGUGGAGAUCUACGACCCGGCGAGCGACACGUGGCGCAGCGGCACGGCGCUGUCGUCCGUGCGCUCGGGGCACGCGUCGGCCGUGUGCUACCAGCACGUGGCGCCGCCCGAGGCCGAGCCCGCACCCGUCGCGCCGCUCGACGUGCCGCUCGCCAAAAACAUCAUCAGCACGCUGGCCAACGCGCAGCGCCCCGGCGACACCUAGCCGCCGGCGCCCUGAGACGGCGCCCCGCAGCGCCCCGGCGACUCCUAACCGACGGCGCCGAGCGGCGGCGAGACGUGUGACGCCGCAGAGCGGUCGUGCUGUGACUCGGCCGCGGAAUGCCCCGGUGGCGCACGUGACGAGCCGUGAGAGACAUUUUGACUGUUAUUGAUUACAAAAUAAUCUAGUUAUUUAUUCAUUCUGCCAUAUUUAUACUUACGUUAAGAGUGUCGUCCGUUAAACAUCUCUACGAGUCCACGAAACUGAAUAUUAUUUUUAAAAUGAUUACGACAAUCGGUGCCGCUUGAGAUAAAGUUAACCGUAUGUUCGAUAGUAUAUCACAGCUUUUUUAAUAAAUUUUUAUUAUUGUUUAAAUUUACUAGUCGAAUAUUUCUUUUAUUUACUUAAAGUUCCCUAAUUUAAUUUGUCAAUAUUCAAUUAUUAUCUAGACCAAAAUAUUUUAAAGAAAAAAAACCUUGCAUUUUGAAAACCAUUUUUGUGUUUGACAGUUCCCAACAUUCGUAGUAAUAUAGCAGUU